CACCCUUCCAUCCUGCCCAUCGUCUGGCGCUUCUGUCAAGGCACCUCGCUACUAUGACUGACUCCGUACCGAAGGAAAUUACUCUGCCUUCUGGCUACAAGAUUCCCACUAUCGGGCUUGGAGUGUACCAGAACGCCCGGUGCGCCCAGGCCGUUACAGCUGCGCUCAAGCAUGGGUAUACCCACGUUGACUCCGCUCGGGCUUAUGGGAACGAGCAGCAGGUCGGCGUGGGCAUCAAGGCUGCCGGCGUCGAUCGUUCCACGCUCUUCAUCACUUCAAAGGUCUACAUGACCGACUUCGACGACACUGAGUCCGCAGUCGUGGAUUCUAUCAAGAAACUCAAGUACGGUCUGGAGGGCAAGCGGGAGCCGCUUGGCUCGUCAGACUACUACGACCUCUACCUUCUCCACAGUCCGCACGGCGGGCCGGCCAAGCGACUGAGGGCCUGGAGAGGCUUGUUGGAGGCGAAGAAGAAGGGCUUGAUCAAGACUGCCGGUGUCUCUAACUUCGGCGUCCGACACCUCGAGGAGCUCCGCGAAGCAGGGCUGGAGCAGCCAGCCGUGAACCAGCUCGAGCUGCACCCUCUCGACCAGCAGAGAGAGAUCGUGGAGUACUGCAAGAAGAACAACAUCGUCCUGCAGGCAUACUCCCCCCUGAUCCGGUUCAACUUCUCCCAGGACAAGAACGGCGUGAUCCAAAGCGUCGCUGACAAGCUCCAAAAAACCGUCCCUCAAGUCUUGAUCCGGUGGUCCCUCCAGCACGACUUCGUUCCGCUCCCCAAAUCCGAGCACGAAGAACGCAUCAAGGCGAACAUGGAGGUGUACGGGUGGGAGAUCCCCGCGGAGGAGAUGGCGAGGCUGGACGCACUUGACAUCGGCGAUGCCGGCGCCGUGUGCUGGGUCCCUGUGCAUGAGCCUUGAUUAAGUACUAGGAAAUUGAAGAACGCUAUUAUAUAGAAGAAAACAUCGGAGUUUGUACAGUACCUAUAGAUGUCCAUAUGAGUAGUGUUAUACGGAGAUCGACGCUUUCCAAGCGGUUGGAUUCGACAGAAAAAAGAUAAUCUGCUCGUUUUCCCAAUACGACAUACAAGAUCGACUAGUAGCUGCAUCAACGAUGAGCCCCGUUCAUAACUCCAUUCAAGUGGCCUGAGUUCCUAGUCAGAAUCCCCGUUGCGAACAUGAACAUUCCUAACAUGCGUUUAAAUGCAUCGCGUACUUCCAGCAAACGCAAAAAAAAUACACUAUUAUGUUCUUUGCCUAAUGCAACUUCAGUCUCUAGGGCAGAAUCGUGCGUAAGGGUGUAUAUGGGUGCUCGUUGUGCUUCGCCUUCCCUGCCUCCAGCGCCCUGAUUCCAGCCGCCACUCCAACGACCCAUGGGCAACAUAGUGCAGCUCCGCUCCGACAGCAUUCGAUAGUCUUUGAAGGCUGUGAUCCAUCCGAUCGUCUAGUUCUGGCUGGACGGGUUCAAACUUUGCGAGUUUUUCCGCAUCCUCCGCGUCGACUUCCAGAACUCGAAGACUAGGAAGCUUGUCGGUGACACCGCGUGCGAAAUCUUCGAUGGCCAAUUGUGCCCUUUCCAUGAACGCGUCUUCUGUGAGCUCUGGCUUGACAGAUAUUCUCAGCCUCUCCAGCCCAGGGAAAAACCGCGCCCACUCAUCCGCGCAGCGAAAGACAUCUGGAAGAAACGAGAGACUGGAAUACAAAGGCGGCAUUCGCACAUGCAGCUCGUUCACGCCAUGGGCUGGCCGCUCGUUUGGACUGAUGUUUCUCGCCCCUGGGUCUGCUUCGGCUUGAAGACAUGAACCAAGCCGAGAUAUCAUCCUGAUGCCUUCUACCGCCACGCUGCGAAGCGACGGGCAUGCUGCAAGAGAUUUCCACGCCCAAUCCGGCAAAGCCCAGGCCUGACCUUCAAUCAUGACAUACUCUAAACCCUCCGCAAGCCCAUAUAUAGUGGUGGAUCCAGCGUUGGACCACCUGGUACGGCCUCUGAAGGCCAGAUUACGAAGAUUGGGUAAUGCCCGAAGUGCGCGGACGUGGUGCGGAGUAAUCGUUGUACCCAUGAAGACGACACCCUCGACGUUGGCCAUCCCAUGCGCGAUCGCCUUGCAGUGCAGCACCGCAAACGGAAUCAGCCAGCUGCGCAUGCUGAACGUCGUGGGGUCGGACUGAGACUGCGGUUGAGAUUCCCAUGCCCAGUCGCGGAAGACGACCUCUUUGACGAAGCUCGCCGUCGUCAGCGCAGGGCGCUCACCGGCUAAAAUAGCACGCGCCCACGUUGUCAUGCGAUGUCCAGAGCUAGUGGCGUUGUUUUCCGGGUCAGAGCCAUCGAAAACGACACGUGCGAAAAGUUUAGGUAGGGCAAGGUGGCAGAAGAAGC
Messenger RNA from Coniophora puteana RWD-64-598 SS2, 2376 nucleotides. RefSeq names its product aldo-keto reductase. The record is from RefSeq and is a predicted model, not a curated record. Lineage: Eukaryota; Fungi; Basidiomycota; Agaricomycetes; Boletales; Coniophoraceae. Bases 54 to 920 code for a protein of 288 amino acids. The transcript has 9 exons. Gene Ontology annotation, molecular function: oxidoreductase activity.